AUGAUGGGUGGCAAGAAAACUUUUGCCGUCAUUCGUGCUGUUUACGAACAUCGGUUUUCUCCUGAAGAUUUUGUUCGUGAGUUGGAUUUUGUCUUGGAGAAAAAUGUCAACGUUGUGGUAAUUGAACCAGAUGAUUUGGGUGAAGUUACUUGGCGAUGGAUUCAUACGGGAAAUUGGCUUCACAAAACUGCAGUUCUCUCAGGUCUAGCAGCCAUCGGUGGGACAUUUCUGACCUUUCUUUUCCGACACCCAUCAGAUACUAUUGUUAGAAAUUCCAUAAUUGGCAUCUCCCGGAGUCUACUUCCCAGCGUCUUUUUGGGUUUCGUGUCUGCAACCUCAGCCGGUUUAUAUGCACUUUUCUGGCAAUGCGAUCCCUGUUCCAAGUACCAAGUGGCUCGUUCCUUGUCCGCGCUCCCUGCUUGUGUUGUUGCCGCCGCUUCAGGGUCUCCCAGCAACAGUUCCAACUUCACACCGACUCUGGGAGAGGAAGAGGACGCAUCUCCCAGUUCCUCACCUAACAGACAUCGCAAUAACCACCAGAGUAGUCGAAAUCCCUUUCCAAACACGGCGGAGGCUUGCACCAACAGCGGUGGAAGUCCUGUAGUGUUAAUUAGGAGGAAUGACUUCUAUCGAAAGGUUCUCCAUAAUUCAGUGUCUAUUAGUGCUGUACUCUGUGUUGGAUUGGCAAUGUAUCGGCUGCGUUAA
Rodentolepis nana is the source of this 705-nucleotide messenger RNA. Lineage: Eukaryota; Metazoa; Platyhelminthes; Cestoda; Cyclophyllidea; Hymenolepididae. The record is from the annotation of a GenBank genome assembly.